AUGUCUGCUCCUGGAUUAUAUCGUCCGUCGCUCUCACCUCAGAACCCCGAGCCGCCUGGGUAUGUUAAUGCUUCUCUGGAAUAUCCGGAUAGCGGCUAUCCACCACUACCUUCUGGACCUCCUCCUCGGAAUCCGGCCUACGUACUCAACUCCCGGCCCCUGCUGCCCCCCCCGAGACCUCCUGGCUAUGAAAUCACCACUCCAACUAGACCGCCCCUAGGAGUCGUGAGGCCGGCUUUUGCCAACCUCCCGCCAUACCCCUAUCAUUAUCCCGAGGCGCCUAGUCUAAAUCAAGGUUACGAUUACUCACGCGCACCAUCCUCAAAUCUUCACGGUCAGAAUGGUUUAGCAAGGAUCCUACUGCCUCUGCCUAACCCAUAUGGCCAACCUGCCCUACAACAGCUAGUUAGUACCUAUUUUACAGCCCCAUCACAUCCGCCGACCAUAACACAACAUCUGCCGACGCAUACAAUAGCUACGGGAACUCCUGAUAUUCGACCAUUAGAAAACAACCUGAGUUCUUCAGCGACAUCACAGCCCUUGAAUACACCGAUAUUAUCUUUAUCGCCUGACCAGCUCCCAUCGCCAUCUUCAGAGUAUUUAGAGGCUCAAUUCCAAUCUUUAUCUAUAGAAAAUCGGCCGCUGACUAACUUGUCGUCCGCUUCGCAUCAUGUUUCUCAGUCCUUACAAUCUUCUCCGGAAACUUACUCAACUAUUCCCAUAGCCACCUUCACAAAUAAACUUAAAGGCAAGCCUAUCGCACUGUCCGCAGAAGGCCUACCGGCACUUGCGCCACCUGCGGUAACUUCCUGUAUUGACGAUCCGGUGACGUUCGCAACAGACUGGUACUGGCAUCCUGACGCACCUAGGUUUUUGAUAUGUUCGCGCUGCUAUGUCGACUACAUCCAUGGAACUAGAUUUUGUGACCCUUUCCGAAGGGAGAGAUUCAGCGACGGCAAACCGCGGAUAUGCCGGUUCAGCAAGCUGAGAAUGCGAAAUCACCUACUUAAAGACGCUCUCGCAACGGGAUCAUUGGAGCUAGCGUUGGCUUGGAUGCACUCCCGGUCACAAAUCCCUGACUGCAAAGGGAUAGAGGGCGUUAAAGGAAAAGUCGGUAUCAAGUGGUACAUGGCGAGAUUAAACGAUAUACCAGGCUUUGUGUCUUGCGAAGACUGCUACGAAGACCGUAUCUUAACCAACCACUUUUUUGUCAACUUCGAGCCGACACAGUUACAGCCAGCAGAGGAUACCUGGAGCUGCGACAUAGCCGUGCCUUUCAUUGAGAAGGAGUAUGAGGCCAGGGGCAAGGUCAACGACUGGGCCGGCUUCGUAAGUGAGACGAAGGCGUCAAUGUCCAUAAAGCCUUGCCCACAACGUAACCCGGAGUCAACCUACGGUAGGAAGUGGCUCGUUCCUAAGCGUGGUCCUGAAGGGUUGGUGCUCUGCUCGGGAUGCUAUUACGACCGGGUGAUCCACACUGGUGAAGAGGCGUUAUGUGAGGUGGAUGAAAAACUUACAAAGGCAUACGAUAGUAAAGUCUGGUGCAGCAUGGGUGUAUUCUGGAGAUCUAUAUAUAAGCUCGCCAACGAGAAAUGUUGUGAUGACGACGGUAUCGAAGAUGGUAUCUGGUACACGCUGCCCCCUAACCCGCUUAACUUCGGCAUCUGUGCCAGAUGUUACAUGACCAUCGCGGAGUCCAUCGCGGACCUCUCGCAUCCUCGAUUUCGGCAGUUUAUGUCACGGCUCUUAGAGAUGUAUUAUACGCAUGAUCCGACCUCAUUCGACAAAUUUGCGUCAAACAAACACUGGUACGGAUGGAUUGACUGCACGAUUUGUCCCGAGUGCUAUCACGACUUCGCGCAGCAAAGCCCUCUGGCCGCGAAUAUGGAGCUCAACAACACGCUGUUAGAAACGAACACAGUGUGCGAAAUGUAUAACCCGCGUAUGCGCGACCUUUAUAUAAAAUGCAGCGAGGCGUCGCCUCCUGACGCCAGGGAGCUAUUCACAUGUUCGAUGGCGCUGAACCAGCAGCGGUUUCCUAACGUUGCGAGCUCGCACUACAACCAGGCCGGCAUGCUACAAGAUAUCAUUCACGGGCACAUGCACGCAUGUGGCGCUGCUAGAGUUGGCGCCGUGUAUGCUCAGCAAGCCACGCAAGCUGGUGCUAGUGCUGCAAGCGGUAGUGCGAUUCUAUUUGUCGGACAGCUAGAACAGCAGUGA
Molecule: messenger RNA, 2220 nt
Organism: Daldinia decipiens
Lineage: Eukaryota; Fungi; Ascomycota; Sordariomycetes; Xylariales; Hypoxylaceae
Exons: 10
Coding region: 1-2220 (739 amino acids)
Source: RefSeq, a predicted model, not a curated record